AUGUUAAUGAUGAUGAUCAAGGGAAAGGUGAUGGUGCUGAAGAGGAUGUCAUUUGAGGACCAAAAUGAUAAAAAUGAUGUUCAAGGUAAAGUUCAUGGUCUUGAAGGUGAUGUUAAUGAUCAUGCACAUGAGGAACACUUUAGUAAAAUUAAUGAUUUGUUGAAUGAGAAGGAUGAUGAUAAAAGUGAUGCUAUUGUUGGUAAAGGAAAUUUUGGUAAUGAAGAUGUUGAACAAGGAAAUACAAGUGGAUUAAGUGAAGAUGAGGUUAGGAAUUUGAAUUUGAUUGUUGAAAAUGUUGUUAAGAAUGUUGGUCUAGUUGAUGGUUUUGAAGGUGAUGUUAAUGAUAUCCUGAAAGGUAAUGAGAAUUUGGUUGGGUGUGGUAUAAGUCAGAAAGCAGCUGAAGAUGAUAUGAAUGACAUUUUGACUGGUUGUGCUGAAGAUAAAGUUCAAAAUGAUAAAGCAAAGAAUGAUGGACAAGGUGUGGUAGAAGGUGAAGGUGGUACUGAUUUGGAAAAAGGGGUAGAAGAUGAUUCAAAUAAAAAUAAAGGUGGAGGUGUAGAAACUAUUUAUGGUAUUCUAUUUGUUAGUCCUAAUUCUUUAGAUUGUUGGUAUGAUCCAGAUGUUCACCAAUGA
Messenger RNA from Lactuca saligna, 633 nucleotides. Lineage: Eukaryota; Viridiplantae; Streptophyta; Magnoliopsida; Asterales; Asteraceae. The record is from the annotation of a GenBank genome assembly.